AUGGAUUUCUUAUCUGACUCUGAGGAUGGACAGCGAACAAGUGUUGCCGAAUCCCCCAAUAUGGUUACCCCUUCUAGCUGUAAAAGCUCUGGGGAUAACCCGACUCUAACGAAUGCCUCCUUGGAGGCUCUGCAAACCAGUGAGCAUCGAGAACUGAUGGAUCUGGUCGACCGACUUCGUCGUGCGGGGUUGAAUUCAGUGUUGCAACUGCCCCAGAUUGUUGUUUGUGGGGACCAGUCCUCUGGCAAAAGCUCUGUCCUGGAAGCGAUCACAGAGAUUCCAUUUCCCCGCAAAGAAAAUUUAUGCACUCGCUUUGCUACAGAGAUCAUCAUGCGCCGGGAUGCAGAAUCCUCCAUAAUUUGCAAAAUCAAUCCCGACGGCGGCCGUAGCGAGAGCGAGCAGAUUAAGCUUCGCAAAUUUUCGAGAAAUAUCAAAGAUUUUAGCGAGCUGCCUUCCCUUAUAGACGAUGCUACUGCAGAAAUGGGUCUCAAUGAACAUAGAGCAUUUGCAAAAGAUGUUCUAAGCAUUGAAAUCUGUGGACCAAACCGGCCUCAGUUGACACUGGUCGACCUCCCCGGCCUCAUACAUUCGGCCAACAAGUCACAAUCUGAGGGGGACGUCGAGCUUAUCAAAUCUUUGGUUGAGGAUUAUAUUUCCCAGAAGCGGACUAUAAUUCUUGCUGUAAUCUCGGCUAAGAAUGACUAUGCGAAUCAAGUGAUUCUUAAGAUCUGUCGAAGGUUUGAUCCAAAGGGGGCUCGCACUCUCGGUGUUAUCACUAAGCCUGAUUUUCUGCUACCUGGCUCUGAAAAUGAGCGGGUAUGGCUUGAUCUAGCGCAAAAUCGGGAUAUAUACUUUGAACUCGGCUGGCACUUGGUAAAGAACCGUGGUGACAAUGAGCACCAUCUGUCCUUUGCGGAACGGAACGUUAAUGAGAAUAUAUUCCUCAAUAGUGGAAGAUUCAAGGACCUGCCACAAGGCAUGAAAGGCGUUGACUCUCUCCUCAAGCGUUCAAGCAACCUUCUCUUUCAUCAUCUAAAGCGAGAGCUUCCGGUACUCAAGGAGGAACUGGACCUCAUGACAGAAGAUGUUCACAUGGAAAUUCAGUCUCUUGGUAAAAGCCGCCGAACAUUGAUGGAGCAACGAUCGUUCUUGGCCGAUUUCUUCCACGCAGCGUACGACAUAAUCAAGAUGGGUAUAAAUGGAAACUAUGAGGACAAAUUCUUUGGAAAGGUUGAUAUCGAUGCGCCAAUCGAUUGCGAAAAAAACCCACGACGACUCAGAGCGGUGGUUCAAUAUCUCAAUAUCCAGUUUGCAGAGCGAAUGAACAAACAUGGACACAAAUAUCACAUUGAAACUUCGGUUGAGCGUGACAGUGGAGGAAGAGAAUCGGAUUGCAAUUCCGACAACUCGGAGCGGGGUGCAGAAUGCCUGCCGCCAGAGCACACCGGGCCUCUCAAAUUAAGUCGGGAACAGGCGAUCGAACGCGUGGUUCGGAUGCUUGAGAGAAGCCGUGGCCGUGAAAUUCCCGGGACAUUUAACCCCAUGCUAAUAAGCCAUUUGUUUUGGGAACAGUCAGAGAGCUGGAUCCCAAUAGCACGUGACCAUAUCGAGAGAGUCAUUUCGACCUGCAAGAUCUUCUUGCGCCAUGUUAUGGAAUACAUUGCUUCCCAGGAAAUCAAACACCGACUGCUCGAAUUGACUGUCUUCCCUGUCUUAAAGAAGGCUCGCGAGGGGGCUUUCGGUGAACUCAGCAAGAUUGAAGAAGAUAAGUUGCGGCAUCCAAUCACAUACAAUCAUUAUUUCACAGACACUUUACAGAAAGCACAGUAUGAACUUUUCUCGGCUGGGAUUAAAGAAAUUAGUCAAAAAGCCACUGUGGAGAUUGACGAGAAGACGUGGAGCGGUGGGCGGGGAUAUGAAAAGAGGAGCUACGUCGAACCUGGGCUCUUUCGUGGAAUGCUUAACCAACUACUCGAACGUGACAUGGACAGAUUUUCUGCUGAGCAGGCGGUCAAUGCGAACGAUGCAUAUUAUAAGGCGGAACGAAAGUAUUUCAUUGAUGUGGUCGCCAAGCAAGUCAUCGAGCGUCAUCUGAUUGCUCCCCUGGCCAGUAUUUUCUCGCCAAAAGUUUUGGCCUGCUACAGUGACAAACAGGUCCAUUUUCUUGCAUCUGAAUCACCCAAAGUGGUUGAAUUGCGAGAACAUUUGGAAAACAAAAACAAGAUGUUGGAAGGAGGUCAAGAAGCAUUUCGCAUGGCGAUGGGACAAAAGUAUGAUGAUUAG
Molecule: messenger RNA, 2283 nt
Organism: Coccidioides immitis RS
Lineage: Eukaryota; Fungi; Ascomycota; Eurotiomycetes; Onygenales; Onygenaceae
Exons: 4
Coding region: 1-2283 (760 amino acids)
Cellular component (GO): cytoplasm; membrane; microtubule
Molecular function (GO): microtubule binding; GTPase activity; GTP binding
Source: RefSeq, a predicted model, not a curated record